CACAAACUUCGACGUCUUGUGACUUUUAAUUUGACAUGCCGGUUGUUGUUUAUUUGCUUCACACCUCUCCACAAAGUUCAACACACUGGAACAUAAACAAAGGUCUGAAGUGAACGAUGUCGGUUAUUAAAAAUGAAUCUUCUGCCACAUCAGCAGUCUUAUUCCUGAAUGUUAAAGGUGAACCUAUGCGCUUCUUUAUAAGGCCCGGUCCCACCAAAGUGCAGCUUCAGCCUUUAAUAUCGAACGGCGGAGGAGUCGUCUGUCGGACUCAGGAGCCCAACGCCAUUUUGUUAGCGGAUCCCAGUGACAUCACUGCUGCUGUAGGAGCUGCUGGACAUUUUUACAUCUCCACUCAGUACGUUCAUGACUGUGUGGCACAGAACCAGCAGUUAGACAUAGAAAGCUACAGGUUUAACAGUUUACAGCCUGUCCAGACAAGGGCCGCGUCACGGAAACGGCAUGCUAAGGGACGUCUGGGAUACUCGCUUGAAGAUGACACGGCCAUCUUAAAUUACAUCGCCAAGCAUCAGAAAGAAGUAAAAGGCAACCGGAUCUGGCAGCAAAUGGAGCAUCAGCACAUCACCAAUCAUAGCUGGCAGUCCAUGAAGGACCGGUUUUUAAAGCACCUGCAGCAUAAGCUGCAAGAGAAAACCCCUGAGAGAAAAAAGAAAGUUAGGCCACUGAAAGAGAGCCCCUCUCCUCAGGAUAAUUCCUCUCAGCUUACACCAAAGAAGACACCCAAAAAGAAAGCAGCGUUAGUUUUGUCUUCUGAUUCAGAUGCCACACAAUCAAGCAAUGAGCAUGAGGAAGGAGAAUCAGAACAACCAGAGCUCCAAACUUCACCUGAAGAAAGACCUCAGGAACCUGACUCAGAAAUAAGGAAAGAGACUGAUGUUGAUGAGUCAGAAGAACAGCAACAGUGUGACAGUGAGAAGCCUGAAGUCUCACCAAAAAGAGCCAGAAUGGACACGGACACACUAGUAGAGAACACGACAUCCGGACCAAAUGAUCAGUCGUCACCUCCCAGAGAGAAGCAAAACAGUCACACACCUGAAAAACCCUCUGCGUUCAGCAUACUCCAGAAAGCUGCCAGAGAAUUUGAAGACUCUCAAGUGGUCGAUGGCAGUCAGGAAGGCCGGCCUCUGAGUCAGGAUUCAGUCAUUAAUGCCUCAGAUACUGAUGAAUCUCAGAUCAUGGCAGCACGUGAAAGAGCUGUAAGGGAACAGGAAGCAAAUCCCGAGCAUCCUAAAGAGGCAGAAGAGCCUGCACCGGCUGCACAAAUCCACAGGAGAACCCCAGAGUCAGAGGACGAUGACGCUGGUCCCAGCAGUGAUGCUCUAUCCAUCAUGUCCAAUGCUCACAUGUUCCUCUUUCAGCAGGAGUCCCAGGAGGAGCUCAGCCAGCCAUCUGAGGAAGAUCAGUCCUCUCAGAGCCUGUUAGAGACAAAACAACAGGUAGUUAGGUUGAUGCAGGAAUCUAAGAAAGACUUGGUUGAUGUCAUGAAGGCGCUCUUAAAAGCCAGCGGUGAUGUCAUUAUGGCUCUGUCGUUUUUACGUGAAGGUUACGAUCCUGAAGUUCAUGGUCCCAUCUGGACUCGGCACGAUGACGAAAUGCUACUUUCAGCCGAUUCACUCGAGUCUGAGAGGCUUGGCGAGAAAUAUGGACCCGAAGGAGUUUCCAAGAGAGCAGCUUUUCUGAAAGCAGACUUACAGCAUUAAAAAAAGAGCUGUGACAUGUCAGUAAUCCCCCACAGACUGAAAUGUUUUUAACCACUUUAAAUUGCUACAGACCACAUUUACUCGAUUAUUGUGAUUAUCGACAUGUGAAUCUGUUGUAAGCAAAUAUUUUUAAGUCAACAAAAUGCUUUUUAAUGACUGUUUUGAAAACAGGAAAAUAAAAUAUAUUUUAUCAUCCAAA
Molecule: messenger RNA, 1917 nt
Organism: Tachysurus vachellii
Lineage: Eukaryota; Metazoa; Chordata; Actinopteri; Siluriformes; Bagridae
Gene: terf2ip
Product: telomeric repeat binding factor 2, interacting protein
Exons: 4
Coding region: 117-1718 (533 amino acids)
Biological process (GO): regulation of DNA-templated transcription; telomere maintenance via telomere lengthening
Cellular component (GO): shelterin complex
Molecular function (GO): telomeric repeat DNA binding
Source: RefSeq, a predicted model, not a curated record